UGUCGUCGCCUUUCGGUGUGCCAUUCACUGCAGUACGUUACAACGUCUACUCGUGCUGCAAAUAAAGUGCGAGUGUGGUGUUUGCAGACGAGCCCUUGUGUUCCAGAUGUGACCGUCGUCAUUUCAAAUAAUGUGUUUUAAUUAAGGAGCAGAGUGACGGCGAGCAUGCGGUCUCGCCUGGCAGAGAGGACGGUGGCCGCGGCGCCGCCGCUGCUGCUGCUGCUGCUGCUGGCUCUGGUGGGCCCAGCGGAGGGCUACUCGUGUCCCUCAGAGUGCAGCUGCCACCCGCCGGACGGCGCCCGCGUCGACUGCUCGUCGCAGUCGCUCACCGCCGUACCGGAAGGCCUCGACCCGAAUGUUACGUACCUCGACCUGUCGAGGAACAACAUCAUGACGGUGGACCCGGCGAAGCUGUCGGGCCUGACGCGCCUGACUCGGCUGGACCUGUCGGGCAACUACAUCUCGCUGCUGAGCGCGGCCGCCUUCUCGGCGCUGGUGUCGCUGGAAGAGCUGGACCUGAGCGGCAACCGCAUCUCGCGGCUGGCGCACGUGGCGGCCGACACGCUGCUGGCCAACCUGACGAGGCUGGGCCGGCUGUCGCUGGCGGGCAACCAGCUGCGCGAGCUGCAGGAGCUGGACGGGGGACUCGUGCUGGCCAGCCCCUCGCUGCGGGAGCUCGACCUCAGCCGCUGCCAGCUGCAGAAGGUCGACCACCGCGCCACGCUGGCGCGCCUGCCGCGCCUCCAGGUCCUCAACGUCUCCGACAACCCCAUCAAGUGGAUCCGGGAGGUGGUGUCCGCGUCGCUGCACACACUGGACGCGAGCCGCUGCGAGAUGGACAGCUUGGGCAGCAGCGCGCUGCGCGGACUCACCGCCCUCGUCUCGCUGCGGGUCAGCCUCAACCCGCAGCUGCGCCUGGGCGAGCCCCGCCUCUACGCUGCCACGCUACGCCGCCUGCACGCCGACCACUGCGCGCUCGACAAGCCCGCGCUCCAGGGCAUGCCGGCGUUGCAGUACGCCUUCCUGCGCGGGAACAAGGUGGAGACACUUACUCAGAAAGACUUUAAUAACAGCGCCCAGCUGAUACGACUGGAACUUCCCAGGAACUUAAUACGUUUCAUCGAGAAGGACGCCUUCCGACCACUUGUCGAGCUCGAGAGGCUCGACCUGUCUGGGAACAAGCUACACCAGCUCGCGUGGAACGCCUUCGUGAACUGUAAGAAACUGAAGUGGCUGUACCUCUCCGAAAACCCGCUAACCGAGUUGACGAACAUUUCGUCCGACUCGAUUCGUACCAUCGACGCCAGUCAAUGCAAGAUCAGUGGACUCCGCAGAGACGUGUUGACGGGUGCCCGCCAGUUGCUGGAGCUCAACUUAUCGAGUAACUGGAUCGAGAGUGUACCCAAACGACUGCGUUCUGUGUCGCUCGUCAAACUGGACCUCAGCCAGUGCAGGCUUUCGGCAGUCACCAACGAGACGUUCGUCGAACUGUACCAGCUUCGGUACCUCUACCUACACGGCAACAGACUUACCAAUGUUCCCAAGUCGUCAAUGGUGACUGGCCUGAAGAACCUAGUGCACCUGACUCUGCACGACAACCCGUGGCGUUGCGACUGCGGUGCGCCAGACUUCCGCUACCUGUGGGACAACCUGACUGCGUCGUCACCGCCCAUUCUCACCGUCAGUGAGAGGCAGACGGUCAAGUGCGCGUCGCCCGAGGCGGUGGCGGGCCAGCAGUGGUGGCUGGCGUGCGUGGAGAAGUGGUACCCGCCGGCGCAGAGCCAGGCCACCAACACGAUGAGCCGCAACGGCGCGGCGGCGCUCGGCCUCGUGGCCGUCAUCGUGACCGCCGUGGCGCUCUUCUGCUUCCUGCGGCAGCGCCUGCACGAGAAGAAGGAGGAGCGCGCAAGGGAGGUGGACCGCAUGGCGCGCGCCGCCGACGAGGUGCAGGACCGCCUGCGCAGGCAGCACUCCGAGGCAAUGCUGCACCAGGAGCUGGAGGCGAUCGCGCGGUCGCGUUCACAUUUGUCUUCGCCCCCGCGGCAACGCCGUACUGAGAGCCAGCUAACGGAGCCGCCGACGUAUGAGGAGGCGUUGCUGAUGGCGCGAUCUGUGGAGGAACUGGCCGAGAGGAAUGCCGCAGCUGCGCAGGCGCAAACCAUGACGCACGCACCGAGGCGGCCUAGCAGCAGCAGCAGCAGCAGCAGUGGGGAAAGCCGCAACCUCAGUGGCGACGACGACGGCCAAUACGCCAGAGCUGCCGGCUGGAGCGAGCCGUCGGGUCGCCACCACCGAGAAGAUAGUGACGGCUCUCUCUCAGUUAGUGACAGUGCUGGUGCCGUCUAUAGAUACUCGGACGAUCCCUCCGCGAAGCGCGGGCCUAUCCCGGGAAGCCCUGGAGGCAGCUCCAGUAGUUCCGCACACAGCUUCGUUGCCACCGCCGGUACCAGUUCUGAUGACGAGGCUAAGGCCACUGGGUCAUCCGCUGCAAGGGCACUGAACCACAGACGCUCUUAGCUUCGGAAAUAGCUGUAUGCCUCUGCUAGAGCCAUAAUACAGUGAGAACUUUGGCUGACAUGUAUAUUGGUGAUAAAUCGGUCGUCAUUGCCGGAAAGAAAAUUAUCUCAGGUGCACAGCAAUAAUACGUAGCCAGUUUCUUCGUCACUUGCUCAGAAGAUUCAACGACGCAAAACAGCAAGCUCUUUGUUCAGCUUCUUCGAAUUUUCUGAGUAACUCGCGUGAAAUGCAGGCGAUCUCAAAAUCGCUCAACAUCAGUUACUGGGCUGUUGGUCCCGUGUAGAAACAGUGCAAGAAGCCUGUUUCGACUGCCUACCUAGCCCCUUGUCAGUACAAAAGCGGGUGGCAUCGGAUGAAGCCAAGGAACUGGCUUAAUCUCGUUUGAAUCAUAGAAUUGGUUCUCCAAAUGUCGCCUACUCACUUUAGUGCAGAGUGUAUGAAAAGCGCCGAGCACGGAAUAUAAUUGUCUUCGUCUAUUAUAGCGAAGUUAACUACUUUUUUGUGGACAUGGACGUCCGCAGAAAUUUAUUCAGAAGGGGGGGCGGGGGUCAAUCCUCUAAAAUAGCCAUUUAUGACACAAAUGAGUUGAUCAGUUUGGAGACGUGGCAGUCCAAAAGAGCUAAAUAGACCUAGACGACUGAAAAAACUUAUUACUCACAAGAGAA
Messenger RNA from Schistocerca cancellata (South American locust), 3182 nucleotides. RefSeq names its product insulin-like growth factor-binding protein complex acid labile subunit. Lineage: Eukaryota; Metazoa; Arthropoda; Insecta; Orthoptera; Acrididae. Gene Ontology annotation, cellular component: plasma membrane. The record is from RefSeq and is a predicted model, not a curated record. The transcript has 8 exons. The coding region runs from base 166 to 2517 and encodes 783 amino acids. Gene Ontology annotation, molecular function: protein binding.